CAAAAACAAAGCAUCAGCACUUUGCAUGCAAUGGGAGUGAAAACAAGCAAAAUAUAUGCUGCCAUGGCCAAGCAACGUGAUGGGUAUGAAAAUAUUGGCUGUUUAGAGAGAGAUAUUCGGAAUCAAUUGGAUAAAGAGCAUCGUUUGGCACUAGAAGCAGGGGAUGCAAAAGCUAUGUUAGAAUAUUUUAUUUAUAUGCAAGAAGAAAAUCCUAACUUCUUUUAUGCAAUAGAUUUGGAUGAAGAACAUCGACUUAGAAAUGUUUUUUGGGUUGAUGCAAAAGGUCGAGAUGAUUAUCAAGAUUUUGGAGAUGUUGUUUCUUUUGAUACAACUUACAUUACAAAUAAAUACAAAAUGCCUUUUGCCCCUUUUAUUGGAGUUAACAAUCAUUUUCAGUCAACUUUGCUUGGAUGUGCACUAUUGGCAGAUGAAUCUUCAACAACCUUUACUUGGCUAAUGAAGACAUGGGUGAGAGCAAUGGGAGGAAAGCCUCCAAAUGCAAUAAUAACAGAUCAAGAUAAAGCAAUGAAGGUAGCCAUUGCAUCGGUCUUCCAUGAUACACGACAUCGGUCUUGGACAAGGGAGAAAUUUGAAGAAAGAUGGCAAGAAAUGAUCAGAAGAUUUGAACUUGUAGAGGAUGAGUGGCUUCAAACCUUGUAUGAAGAACGAGAGCAUUGGGUACCUGUUUACAUGAAGGAUGCAUUUUUUGGAGGCAUGUCAACUACACAAAGAUCUGAAAGUAUCAACUCUUUUUUUGACAAGUAUGUAGGCAAGAAGACUUCUUUGAAAGAGUUUGUUGAGCAAUACAAGGUAGUUAUCCAAGAUCGAAAAGAGGCAGAAAAACAAGCUGAUUUUAAUUCAUGGCAAAAGCAACCUAGUUUGAAGACACCUUCCCCUUUUGAGAAGCAAAUGUCAAUGAUAUAUACUCAUGAAGUCUUCAAGAAGUUUCAAGUUGAGAUUUUAGGAAUAUCAGGGUGUUAUUCUUCAAAAGAUGGUGGAGAUGGGCAAAUUACAACUUUUAAAGUACAUACAAUGGCUACACUUCAAGGCUUGGGUGUGUUUAGCAUUCCAUCACACUACAUAUUGAGGAGGUGGACCAAGGAUGUUAGAAAUGAAUAUGAUAAAAGUGGUGUGAUGGAGGAAGUACAAUGCAAGAAGCAACGCUAUGACCAAUUACUUCAACAAGCCAAUCAAUUGUUCGAGGAGGGAUCACUUUGCUAUGAAAGUUACAAUUUUGUAAGUCAUGCACUAGAAGAAACCUUGAAGCAAUGUGUUAAUAUCAAUCAUUCCUUGCAAAUUGGAGGAGUCAAUGAGAUUCAAGAUGUCGGAAAAGAGAAUGUUUGUCCCAAUAAAUUGCCCAUGGUUCCAAUAUUUGACCCUAAAGUUUCAAAAACAAAAGGAGCUCCAAAAAGAAUAAAGAGUGGGGUUGAAAAGGGUCAAAGAAAAUGUGUUAACAAGAAAUUAAGAAAGGUGAAAGGCAAACUUGAAGUGCAAAAUGAACUCAAAACUCAAAAUGAUAUAGUGAGAAACUUGUCACAACAAAGACAGGAUGUACAAGGGAAGACCACUUCAAAUGCACAAGGAUUUUGCAAUAGCUACGUGACACAAGAUGGUAAAAUUAGAAGAUCUUGGUUUUUGGGCUGUGUAACUUAGUUGAAUUGUUCUAAGGUCUUAUAGGUUUUUGGUUUUGUUUUUGGCCUGGUACGACAAUGUUCCAGUUGUCGAUCAUGGUUGAAGAUCUUGAGAUGUUAAUUUAAUGAAAUACCAGUUCUAGUAUAUAGGACAGUAUAAAGGUAAUCAUGUGAAAAUGAGGAGUUGCUUACUUCUCUUUUGAGCUAAUGUUCAAAUUCAGAGCUUUGUUCAUUGGUCAAUAAGUGAAUAUUAGUAGAGGAGUGUGUUUUAUCUAUGAACAAAACAGGGUAAUUUUUGUUGAAUUGUUGAUACAGCAAGAAUUUGGAAUUAUAUUUUGAAUUGCCAAUAGUUUGUUACUUUGGUUUUCUGCUUAGAAAUCAAUUAUUGAUUGCAAAAUGGCUGCUUCAAGCAACUAAUGGCUUUGGACCUUUCUGAGGGGAAGGGACAAAAAAAAUGCACUUUCCUUUCGCUACUUUAAUUCUUUAUUUCUUUACCCUCUCAUCACAGGUGUUCAAUGGAUAGAUACUUCAGGAAAGUGAUUUGAGGUACUGUUUUACUCAUAUUUUGCAAUUUGACUUGGUGGUUACGUCUUAGAUUUAGCUUGUCUUAUUAUGCAGAUUACCUUUCUUCUUCUUUUUUUUAAUCUGUAGUUUGAUUUAGUGUCAUUAAUAAAAUAUACUAUUCCGCAUAAACUUGAUGUGAUUUGAUUGUAAUGGUUGGAAUUUAGUUGUUUGAUUUUGAUUGAUUGAUAGUAUGCAGUUGAAGAAUUUUAUUUGUAAAUGGAAUGUGUGUGUGUGCGUAUAUAUAUAUAUUUGGUAUAUGUAAAUGGAAUUGCUUUACAUAAUGUUUUGUUUAAAUGAGCUUUUACCAUUAUUACAUGAUCUUAAAAAAUAGAUUUAGAUUUU
This is a messenger RNA of Rubroshorea leprosula, 2537 nucleotides long. The record is from the annotation of a GenBank genome assembly. Lineage: Eukaryota; Viridiplantae; Streptophyta; Magnoliopsida; Malvales; Dipterocarpaceae.